AUGUCCACCGACAAGACUGGCCAUGUUUUAUCCCUGCCCAGUGCUUAUUUAAUCGCUCGAUCGCGUGCUCAUCGUAAGAGGCCAUUGCCACAGGCUGCAGGGCUCAAUGAGACACCUCAAGAAUCAGAUUCCUUCAAAACGUAUGCCUUAGAUUUCGAAGAUCCUGAUAAUCCUUCGUCGGCAAAUCUGUCUCCAGACGUUUUGUCCUACUGUAAGAAAGCCCGCUUACUGGGAUCAAAUCAGUCCCCGGAUGUGCUCACAAAAGGAUUACUCGAAGGACUGGUUACUUACACUAAGAAUGAUGACUUUGUGAAGAUUUUGCUAUGCGACCCAGAUUUCCCCGGCCUUCUGCAUUUCUUGGUCAGAUUGGCAUUAGGCAGUUACCAUCCAGUUCCACAAACUCAGGAAUCGAGCCUUAACAAGGUCAUAUCACUGCUUGAUCAUCCGGAGAUCGCCCCAAAUGAAUGGCCGACAGAUGUUGUUACAAAUACACCUAGUACGCUAUCGCAACCUGAACGAACCCCGCUAUCGGACAUGCUACGAACUACGGAAUCCCAUCCUGAGUAUCCGGUUCAUCUGCUGGUGGCCAACAUACUAGCUAACGCGUCGCGUUAUUUGCCAAACAAUCACGUUUUGCUUAACGAAGAAGUUGAAAAGUUAUUAACCACCUGGUGCAACUCUCCCAGUCUACAUCUUUUGUUGCUGGGUGCUAAAAUCCGCUUCAAUUUAUGCGCAUCGCAAUCAAAAUCGAAAGUUCCGCAUGCGACCGAUGGUGAGAAAUCCGAAACAUGCAAACCUGUUUAUUAUCCGGAUAUAUUUAGACUCGACAAACCAAUUCAAUCUGGUAACGGCGAUCUAUUCCAGGACGAUUAUGAUGUGGAUAUCAUUUUUGUUCAUGGCAUGCGUGGCAGCGUGUUCUACACGUGGCGUCAGAACGAGUCUCUGAUCGAAGUCAACGAAAUCGGCCAGUCGACUCAUUCUAAAUGCUGGCCUCGUGAUUGGUUGUCAUCCGACUUCCCUCGAGCUCGGGUUCUGGGUAUCGACACUUCGUUAUCUCCUUUCAUUUGGAAUCCAAUUUGUCCGGUAGACCGUCUCAAAGCCGGUAGUUUGUUACUACAUGUGACCUUGAUGACUGGUUCAUCUCUCACGCGUACCUUGGCUGGUGGCAGUUGA
Echinostoma caproni is the source of this 1173-nucleotide messenger RNA. The record is from the annotation of a GenBank genome assembly. Lineage: Eukaryota; Metazoa; Platyhelminthes; Trematoda; Plagiorchiida; Echinostomatidae.